Falco peregrinus (peregrine falcon) is the source of this 2904-nucleotide messenger RNA. RefSeq lists its product as uncharacterized. The transcript has 4 exons. Lineage: Eukaryota; Metazoa; Chordata; Aves; Falconiformes; Falconidae. The record is from RefSeq and is a predicted model, not a curated record. The coding region runs from base 810 to 1730 and encodes 306 amino acids.
GAGGCCAGGCUUGGCUGGGCACCCCGCGGGGGACACCCGGGCCGGGCUCCGCGCCCCAGCCGCCCGGGCAGCCGCCGCCGAAGGCGCUUCCUGCAGCGCCCCCUUGCGGCUGCGUCAGGGAGCGGCUGCGCGCCCCGGCGGCCACCCGCGCCCUGCGAGCUGGCCCGGGGAGCUUCGGGGGUGUCCCUGUACCCCCUCCCAUCGCUCUCGCCCCGUCCCUUUCCCCCCUCCCAUCGCUCUCACCUCAUCCCUCUUGCCCUGCCUGUGUCCCCCCUCUGUCCCCCUUUCCAUGCCUGUGUGUCCCCCCCCGUCCCUCUUGCCCUGUCCCUGUGUGUGUCCCCCAUCCCUCUCGCUCUGUCCCUGUCACCCCCCCAUCCCUCUCGCCCUGCCUCUGUGUGUGUCCCCCCCGCCGUCCCUCUUGCCCUGUCCCUCUGUGUCCCCCCACUCCAUCUUUCUCGCCCGGCCCCUCUGUGUCCCCCUACUCCAUCCCUCUCGCCCGGCCCCUCUGUGUCCCCCCUCCAUCCCUCUCACGCCAGCCCCUCAGAGGCAUUUCAGCCCUGGGGACCAUCGGUGCCUGCACCCCUGGUACCCUCCCUGGCACCCGCCGCACACCAACACACUCAAUAGCAACGAGCCCAAAAGGAAUUAUCGGUGGAAAGGAGAGAAGCUGGGUUUAGGUUUUAACACGCCACAUUAGUUUUAUUUUUUCCCAGAAAGUCUGUACCAAAAUAAUCUCAUAAAACCAACAAGUGUCAGUGCCAUUUAUGUAACGCUGUUGCUGGCAGGGGGGCAGGAAGGCGAGCGGGGUUAUGCAAAGCCCCGUGCUCCUGGGCAGGGGAUGCAGGGAUGCUCCCAACAGCAGGCACCAGAGGAUCCGGCUUCUGCUCCGUUUUCCCUCUGACCUUACACAGGAGGUGAUGUGGGUUUUCCCCCCAAAUCCGCCCCCAAACAGGCCCAGGACCCUCCAGCAAGACUUUGCUGCUGUCUCCAGCACGCACGAGCAGUCCCGUGACAGCAUCGGCUGGGGGUGGCACAGGGCUCCUGUGCUGUACGGGGUGUGGAGGGGGGCAUGGGGCCAGGUCACCCACCAAGCUAACCCAGGAUGCCCACCUGGCAUUGCAGGGGGCUCCUGGCUGGUGGCUGGACCAGCUUGUCCACCCAGAGAGCCACCUGGAUGCGUGGGUACUAGCACAGCCGUGUUGGCAGCCUGGAACUUGGGGACUGGGCUCGCUGCAGCAGCUUCGGAGAGCCCCGGCAGGCUGGGGAGUGGGAGCAUCUUGCAGGAGCUGCUGCAGGAGUCACUGGAUGGUGCUUUACCUGCGGAGACGUUGCCCAAAACCGCGGCCCAGGGACUCAUCCGGAUGCAGGAGGCAAUGGCUGCUCCCAUGCAGCAGAUGCAAUCCCACGAGGGCGUCAUCCCAGCCAUGAGCAGCCACCAUGUAACGGGACUCUGGCACCAGCUUUUAUUGUCUUUUUACUCUUUUUCGUGGAAAGGGUGGAGCUGUGAGGAGACCUGGGAUCUCCUCCUUGCCCUUCCACCGACCCUCCUGGCCUCGCUGACCACAUCAGCCUCCUCCAUCCGCCAGCACUUAAGGACACCGCGUGUAAUGAAUAAAAUAUAUCAAAGUUUACUUCUGCUCGUGUGCAGGCAGCACAGGCAGCAGCACCAGCCGGCGCAGAGGCGAGAAGCGAGGAUUACACAACAGACCUGCUGUCUCACACCAAGGUAGUCGCAGCACAUUCAUGAGUCAGUGAACCCCCCCACCCCCCCCACCCCCCAGCCCAAAUCAAGUGGGUGUGAGGUGUUUGGUUUUUUUUUUUUUUAAAUUAAAAAUAAAUAAGGGGGGUGAGUUAUGGUUUUCCGGCAGGAAGGAGGGAUUCAUGCAGCCUCCAGGGAAAGCCACUGCGAAAGCUUGGCACGGCAAAGCAAGACCCUGUGUCGGUGGCUUGGCUGAAGGACACUGGUGGCCCGGGGGAUGGCGGACGCUGGUGGCCCGGAGGAUGGCGGACGCUGGUGGCCGUGUCCGGUGGAGGAGCAGGCUGGUGAGGGGCUUUGCCGGCUGAACCGCUGCAGCUCCUGGCUGGGAAGAGGUGAUGCUGUCGGGUCCGAGCCCUCCAUCCCGAGGCCGGCUCAGGGCUGGUGGGGACAGCGGUGCCAGGGGACAGCACAACCCUUCUGCCCAGAGAGGGGUGCUUUGUCCUGAGCCCACCUUCACCUCCUCAUGCCUUCUCCAGAGCCCACAGCGACAGGCUUUGCUGCAGGGUGACAUUGGCGGAGGAGGGUGGGGGGCAAAGCCUCUUGCUAGAAGCACCGGGAGGCUUCGAGUGUCACCCGCUCCAUCAAUCAUCAAAGCAGUCCCCAAAAUCCAGCUCGGUGGGAGGCAGAUGGUGCGAUGCUCCGGUGUGCGGCGCUCCGGUGAGGACCAGUCCUCUUCUGCUCUCUGCCCCCGCGGGGGUGCACAGUCCCGAGCCAAAAUCGCCAUCCAGGGGGUGGCAGUGGGGUGACACCGAGCCUGCUCGUUCCGCCCCGCCCCCCCCCCCCGAGGCUGGCACAGGGGCAUGUGAAGGCUGCACCCGAGCCCCAGCAUGAGGCACAGUCCCACCACUGUCCUGUUGGCCCAGGGUCUCUGGGACCCCCCACCCUGGGGGGCAGCGGGGCUCGGGCAGCCAAGGGGCCCUGCCCCACAGUGGCUGCCCUGAAGCUGCUGCCACUGGGCCGGGGGUGACCCCAGAGUGGGCUGGGGGUGCUGACAGCAGAUUCCAAACACCCCCAGAUUUGGCAAGAUCCCACAGGGACCCCAGACCCUGCCGGGGGGCUCUGUGCACCCCAGAUUCCACAGGGUCUCCCAACCCUAUAGGGGUUCCCAGACCCUGCUGGGUCCCCCCACCCGCCCUGGCCCCUCC